Podarcis muralis (Common wall lizard) is the source of this 1789-nucleotide messenger RNA. The record is from RefSeq and is a predicted model, not a curated record. Lineage: Eukaryota; Metazoa; Chordata; Lepidosauria; Squamata; Lacertidae.
UCCUGGGAUUGUGGCCCCUGAUUCAUCCUGACAGCUUCUGGAAGGCACAGGAUUUCCUUUCCUUUCCUCCCACUCUGAAGAAGGUGAUGGAGAAAACAUUCAGAAUUCCAAGGAAUGGGGCACCUUUCGUUUCAUGAGGAAUAGAAAUUAAAAUGUGUGAAAUGUGGGAUAUGCUUCAUUGAAUGAGGACACAUAGCUCACAUCAAUGACUCUGAGAGGAGAAACCAUUUAAAGGUAUGGAGUGUGGGAAAAGUUUCACUGAUAGUGGAAAAUUUAGAACACAUCAGCAGAUUUACAUUUACAAGAAAGGAUUACAAUGCAGGGAGUGUGGAAGAACUUCAGUCAGAGAGGAUUCCCCAAUAUACAUCAGCGGACUCACACAGAGGGAAAACCAUUUAAAUGCAUGGAGUGCGGGAAAAGCUUCCGUCAGAGUGGACACUUAAGUUCACAUCUACGGACUCACACAGGGGAGAAACCAUAUAAAUGUAUAGAGUGCGGAAAGAGCUUUAGUGAUAGUAGAGACCUUAGAAAACAUCAACGGAUUCACACAGGGGAGAAACCAUAUAAAUGUAUAGAGUGUGGAAAGAGCUUCAGGCUGAGUGGAGACCUUAGAAAUCAUCAACGGACUCACACAGGGGAGAAACCAUUUCAAUGUAUGGAGUGUGGAAAAAGCUUCUGUCAGAGUGGACAGUUAAGUUCACACCUACGGAUUCACACGGGUGAAAAACCUUUUAAAUGCAUGGAGUGUGGGAAGAGCUUCAGGCAGAAUGCAGAACUUAAAUUACACCAGCGAAGUCACACUGGUGAAAAACCAUAUAAAUGUAUGGAGUGUGGAAAGAGCUUCAUUCAGAGUGGGCAGUGCAAUAUGCAUCAACGGAUUCACACAGGGGAGAAACCAUAUAAAUGUAUAGAGUGUGGAAAAAGCUUCUGUCGGAGUGGACACUUAAGUUCACAUCAACGGACUCACACGGGUGAAAAACCAUUUCAAUGUAUGGAGUGUGGAAAAAGCUUCUGUCGGAGUGGACACUUAAGUUCACAUCAACGGACUCACACGGGUGAAAAACCAUUUCAAUGUAUGGAGUGUGGAAAGAUCUUCAGUCGGAGUGGACACCUCAAUAAACAUCACCAGACUCACACAGGGGAGAAACCAUAUAAAUGUAUGGAGUGUGGAAAGAGCUUCAGUCGGAGUGGACACCUCAAUAAACAUCACCAGACUCACACAGGGGAGAAACCAUAUAAAUGUAUGGAGUGUGGAAAGAGCUUCAGUCAGAGUGAUAGACUUAGAAUACAUCAACGGACUCACACGGGUGAAAAACCAUAUAAAUGUAUGGAGUGUGGAAAGAGCUUCAGUCAGAGUGGGCACCUUAGAAAUCAUCAACGGACUCAUACAGGGGAGAAACCUUUUAAAUGUAGGGAGUGCGGAAACAGCUUUAGUGAUAGUGGAAACCUUAGAAAACAUCAACGGAUUCACACAGGGGAGAAACCAUUUCAAUGCAUGGAGUGUGGAAAGAGGUUCAGUCAUAGUGGAGUCCUUAGAUAUCAUCAACGGACUCACACAGGCAGGGGAAAACCAUAUGAAUGUAUGGCAUGCGGGAAGAGCUUCAGUCAAAAAGGAGACCUUAAAUUACACCAGCAGACUCACAAACGGGAGAAUCCAUUUAAUGCAUGGAAUGUGGAAAGAGCUUCCGUUUCAAUGCAAGCCUUAGAAGACAUCAACUGGCUCACACAGGGGGAAAACCAUUUAAAUGCAUGGACCCGCAGGGCUCAGCCCGACGAGCUGGGGGACUGA